GAAACAAUAUUUGCUGGAAAACAUUUGACAGGAAAGCGAAAUCGAAAGAGCAAUCACUUCCGUGAACCAGUCAGCGGCAGCCCUAAAAGCUACAAUAAACCAUGCGCGUCAUGAGAUGAAAUCAUGACAAUGUAAGAAACCAAAAUAGGACGUCUAACGGCGAUUUCUACGAAUGAAAUGCUCUGAAAACGAUUGGAAAAUCUCUAAACAGGGCUUUCGAAUUAAAGAUUUAGAUGUCAAGUAACGAAGGAGGGCGUCCACUGAUUGAUUUCGUCUCAGACGGCCGCCUAAAUGGGCCCGAUGUAGUGCCGUAUCACGCCGACCCGGCGAGCUACAGUACAGCCAUCGUUGGCGGCUCACAUUACGAUAAUAGAACUUCUGAACAAAGACCCUUACUUGGCAGAUCUCGAUCACGAAUGGACAGUCACAGUGACACUGAAUACCAGGGAAACCACUUUGAUGAUCCAGAGUUUACUGGGAUAAUUCACUCCGCCGAACAAGCUAUUGAUGUGGGAAUUUUGCCAGAACGAAUUUACCAAGGUUCCAGUGGAAGUUACUUCGUAAAGGAUAAGGAAGGGGUAAGAUUUCUGAUUGUUUUCUCUAUUUUUCAGCUUGGAUCUUUUCAGUUGUUUGUAGAAGGCUACAAAGAUGCCGAGUUUCACCUCAGAAAGAUGGAAGUGGAACCACUUCCUGCUGCUACUAACAAAGAUUUUCUAUUUCAAUUUCAAAAACUUGUUUGUCUUGAUUACAUUAUUAGGAAUACAGGUACACUAUGGGCUGCUGAGUCUCAAUCUACAGUAAUUUGUCAUUUGGUAAAAGAUUUUUAUUAUUCCAUGCAGGGAGACUGGGAUUAUGUGGAUCCUCCUAAAAUAUAUGUUGCUGCUAUUGACAAUGGACUGGCAUUCCCUUUUAAGCAUCCAGACUCUUGGAGAGCAUACCCAUUUUAUUGGGCGUGGUUACCACAAGCGAAGGAGCCAUUUAUGGAUGAGAUAUCAGACCUUGUUUUACCUCAACUAGCAGAUAUGAAUUUUGUUCAAGACCUCACAGAAGACCUGUACCUUCUUUUUCGGGUGUGUUCCUGUCAGUGGCAAAUUACCUUCUGCUAUCCUCGAAUAAACUGUGCAAGAAUCUUAUUUCUCUUAAAUGAAGGUCGUUAA
This is a messenger RNA of Orbicella faveolata, 1157 nucleotides long. RefSeq names its product phosphatidylinositol 4-kinase type 2-alpha-like. The record is from RefSeq and is a predicted model, not a curated record. Gene Ontology annotation, molecular function: 1-phosphatidylinositol 4-kinase activity. Gene Ontology annotation, biological process: endosome organization; phosphatidylinositol phosphate biosynthetic process; Golgi organization. NCBI's taxonomy places the organism in Eukaryota, Metazoa, Cnidaria, Anthozoa, Scleractinia, Merulinidae. Gene Ontology annotation, cellular component: plasma membrane; endosome; trans-Golgi network.